Ceutorhynchus assimilis (cabbage seed weevil) is the source of this 1989-nucleotide messenger RNA. The record is from the annotation of a GenBank genome assembly. NCBI's taxonomy places the organism in Eukaryota, Metazoa, Arthropoda, Insecta, Coleoptera, Curculionidae.
AUGGCGUACGAAGAGCUCAUUAGAAACACGUUGAUUUCGGUUAGUUUCAAGUACCCCAAGUACAAAAUAUUUGCGGAAGAACUAGCAAAUGGCACGGCCGGUAAAGCUGAAAAAUGGCAUCUUGUCCUCGGAUCAAUUUCGCAAACGAAAAGUGGUAAUGCUUUCUGUAAUCGAAUCAUAACGGAUUUGUGGGACACUUUCACCAAGGAAAUGUACGUAGAUGCAAAUGGCCAUAUUUUUAACGCCCAACUAAUGGACGCAAUUGCUGCGGAUCCGUUCGACUGGAAUCUUCUGGGACGGUUUAAUGGGACUUUCGAGCAGAAAUUCGUCUUCUUGACCAGAUAUGCAUUGCAGUAUGAACGGCCCGAAUUCAUGUAUAGACGCGUGGCCCUUUACACGCACAGCUUUGUGUCGGAGAGACUUCAUUUCACUGUGGAUGAAUAUUAUGAUGGUUUAGUGCAACAAGACUUUUCGCCGAGCGGACAAAUUCUGCGGCAUAUCGGUACCAGCUUAUCAACAGAAUCCUGUGCAGUUUUGCGAGAAUUUCGUCAAAAAUCAUGUACAGAAGACCACCAGACCAUCAAACGAAAUUUUAUGGAACAUUUAAGACUCUGUUUAUUGAACUACGUAGGACUUGGUAUAGAGUUACGAAGUACUGAAAACAUCGAGCAUUACAAAUUUUUGGCGGACUGUAUGAGCGCUUCGAACCGCAAUAUUGUAGCCAAUUUCAAUCAAAGUAUUGCGGACGUACGCGUAUUGGAGGUACUGCUUAAAUCGAACUCUAUGGCGGCCAACGUCGACCAUCCAUCGAAUCAUCUUUUUACAAUCGGCAUACUCGACGAUCUCAUGAUGGCCGUAAGACAAGAUACAGCAUGGGGAAUGUUUGACACCGACGAUGAAAUUUAUUCGAGCGCCGUUUAUCGCAAAAUGAAAGACGUCCAUAGUUUUGCGAAAACCAUAUCGGCUCGUGAAUUGAUGAACGUUAUUUGUCAGCGAAUUCUCGAGAAUGGCAAACCUUCGAUAAUAUUUUUGGAUCAUAUGAACAGGUUUAGUCAAUUUCCAAACAGUCAAGAACAUCCGAUUGGAAGCUCUAACCUCUGUACGGAAAUUGCGCUGCCCAUGAAAGACGACGAAUGUGCGACUUGUUGUGUGGGCACCCUUAAUGUGAAAAAAAUUUGUAAGAAACUACCAAUACGGUGUACCGAUAUCGACUUGGACGCAUUAAAUACUAAAACCGCUAUGCUUGUAGAUAUAUUGAAUACCACACAGGCAACAAGCAGUUUCGAAUACAGUCGUAAAUAUCGACCGCUGGCGAUUGGCCUGUUGGGGUUUAGCGACACCUUUUCUCCUCACGAGAACAAUGUUUACAAUGAUCUACAAGUCGUAAAAAAAUUGGAAAUGAUUAUGGAAGCUGUCUAUAUCGGCGCAAUCGAGCGUAGCUGUGACUGGGGCCAACUAUAUACCCCGUUUGAGGACUUUGAAAAAAGCUCAUGGGCCAUAGGAAAGUCGCAAGUAGAACUUAGACAAGGAACGUGGAAACAUUUUCGCCCCGAAUCGUUACUAGUACUCAAACGAGCUCGAAUGGGACUUUACAACUUGACGCUGACGGGCCAGCCUCCGACGGCUUCAAUCUCUUUGCUAUGCAACUGUUCGCCAUCUAUCGAAAUGCCCGUGACAAACAGCGACAACGAACCAGUUGCCAUUAAAAUGUUCGGAUCUACGCUGCAAAUGUUUUUCGACAGCCCAUUCAAUGCCUUCCGUGACUCUGCACUAGCGGAUCAACUAACAAUUACCCAAAGCAUGUAUCUGGAUCAGAGUUCAUCCACUAACUUGUAUGUGCCAUCGGCCGAUGCCCAUCACUUGGCCAACCGACUCGGGAAGCUGUGGAAACGUGGAGUUAAAACUGGGGCCUACUAUACCAGAACGCAACAGAAUUUGACACGCUCAAUGUUAAUGACAGAAGCGGAUUGUGACCAGUGCAACAACUAA